UAGUGUUAGUUCAGUCUCCACUUUAUAUCCCAGCAGCGCCGAGCCCGCCCUCUCCCUUGUCCCCCAUGUGUCGCCCAUCGCGCCGCGACCGUCCAACCCAUCCCGGGACGGACCUAUGAGCUGGCAGCCGGCGUUGCCUCCAUCCCAUUCAUUACUUCAGCCGAACUCUCUGGGGUGUCUGGGCGCUGCCGCUCAGUGGCGCUGGAAGUGUCAGCGGUGUGUGUGUGUGCACACGCUGCUCUGGCGGGGUUUGGCAGCCUGUUGCUCGCUCGCUCGCAAUCCUUCCCUCCGCUCCCUGCUUGGGGGGUCAUGAACGACUCAGCACGGAUCGCCUCGGCUGUCGGACUUCACGGAGGGCAAGCAAAUGGCAAGAAUCUGGCUGAUCUCUGGUCCUUGCCCCUCUGCUGAACAGCGGCUGUAGGUUUAUCACCAAUCAGCAGCAGCGCUGGGACAAGUGAACACCCGUCCAUGCGUUCCUCCAACCUGGCCCUGCUCCCAUCACUCCUGAUUUGAUGCUCCUUCACUUGGUCAUGACCAGCCGCACUGACCUCCUGACGGAACUCCAGUUCCCGGAAAGGUUGCCCACCCCGGACCGCCUGAGAGCCGCGAAGAAGCGGCGGGCGCAGCAGCUGAAGAAAUGGGCGCAGUACGAGAAGGAGAUGCAGAACAAAAAGAGGAAAACUGACAAAAAGAAAGGCGCGGGGAACCAGAAGAGGGUCAGCUUCACUCCCAACGUAACGCUUCUGGAGGCCUCCUCCCGCAAUGACUUGGAAGAAGUGAGCCUCUUACUGAAGAGAAAUAUAAGUCCAGAUUUGUGCAAUGAAGAUGGACUCACAGCGUUACAUCAGUCUUGCAUUGAUAACUUUGAGGAGAUGGUGAAGCUGCUUUUAGACCAUGGGACCAAUGUAGAUGCAACAGACAAUGAACUGUGGACUCCACUGCAUGCUGCAGCAACGUGUCGACACACCAACCUGGUGAAGCUCCUUAUAGAACGGGGAGCAGACCUGAUGGCACUCAAUGCGGACGGGAACAUGCCCUACGAUCUGUGCGACGAUGAUCAGACGCUGGAACUCAUCGAGACGGCAAUGGUUAGCCAAGGCAUCACUCAGGAAAAAAUUGACCGGAUCCGCACGGCGAUGGAGCAGCAGAUGCUUGCAGAUGUCCGAGAGGCAAUUCAGGAGAGCUUUGAUCUAAAUACAAGAGACGCACAGGGAGCCACCUUGCUACAUGUCGUUGCUGCGAAUGGUUACUGCACAGUUGCCGAGUUACUGCUGGAAAAUGGUGCUAAAGUGAACGUCAAGGACAACGACGGCUGGGAGCCACUACACGCAGCUGCCUGCUGGGGACAGAUGCAAAUCGCAGAAUUACUGACAGCUCACGGUGCAAGUCUGAAUGCCAAGACCUACCUGAAGGAAACACCGAUUGAUCUGUGUGACGAUGAAGAGUCCAGGACUUUGCUACGACAACUCAAACACAAACACGAAAGCAUCCAGAAGUCACAGGGAAAGAACAAGUCAUCUCUGAGCAGGAGAACAUCUAGUGCUGGGAGCCGAGGAACAGUGGUACGGAGAGCCAGCGUGUGUGACCGGAACAAUUUGUACAGGAAGGAAUGUGAACAGGAAGCAAUAAUCUGGCAGCAGAUGGAUCAGAAGGAAAUGGAGAAGGAAGUCGCAAGCAGCGAUGCAGAGGAUAAAGAUUCAUCCAAAGAUCAGGAGAACAUCGGCCUGGAUUUGUCCUCCAUCUCCCAAACUGAGCAUGAACAAACCCAAUCCAUGGAAGAGCCACCUGAUACAUCGACUCCAGCAUCCCAGCGGUCGAUGUCCAAAACUGACUCCCUGAGGACACCCAGCACUGAAGACAAGCUGAACGGGCAGGUUUUCCAUGGUCGCUGUGAUGCGACCCCCUCACCACAGCUCAACAAGGACAGGAGUUGCCAGACGCUGUCAGAGUUGAAGAGACAACGGGCAGCUGCCAAGCUGAGGAAGCAGGCACCUCAGGACACUGACUUGGCAAACGGUCAGGGAAGGGUGUUGGAGAAGAACCAGCUUCACCCAAAGAACUGCUUGGUGGGCUCAAGGACAUCGGAGGUCAGUUUCAACGGGAGCUCCCCCUCCUACUCUUACUCCAGUGGGGACCCGCCAAUAUUAAAACUUAAGGCCCCCUUGGAGGAGCCGGAGGUAAAGAGACAAGGCUGCUGUAGGAUUGUGUGAUGGAAGGGAUGGCAAGGAAGACAAACCGUUGUUUCAGGAUGCAGUUCUUAGAAGCGGCUGCUUGGAUGACAAGGUUCACGUUGGAACUUCUCCGUGAAAGUACUGACAUAAGAAUGUUAACUUAAGCACUAUUUUAACUAAUUGCUCGAGGCAAUUAAAGUGCAACUUUGCGGAGUUCUUCGUUCUGUGGGGUAGGAGUGAAUGGCUGUGAAAUUGCCUGGAGCUCCUAAUACCUCUAGUGGGAUAUAGGUCACUCACUCUACUGCUGGAGUCCCUAACUAUCCACAAAGUUAAGGGUUACUCAUGAUAAUUGCUUGGAAUUCCUAACAAUCCAGCUGGUAUAUGUUAUGUACUGUAUAUUGUCUGGACUUGCCAACUAUCCAAUGAAAUACUGGUUACGAUUUCACUGUGCAUAAUUCUUGAUUCUCCUAGACAAACAUUUAAAGGGAUUAUUUCUCACCUACUGUAAUGUCAAUUCAGUGAGUCCAAUUGACUGCUGUUUAUCUUCUACAACCACUUGCUGGAAAUAAAUGUCAGCUUUAUACAGUUUAGUUCAAAAUAGAAUUUAAGCAAAAUGCGACAGAUUUAAUGACUCUUGUUGAGUAUUCAAGCAUUGUGCACUUGCCUUGUUUAAGAUUUCUGAUGUAUCAGUGUAACUUGGUCCUGAAAACACCGCACUACUCUCUUGUGGAGAAAGUUAUCAUUUUAAGUGCAAUGGUAUUGUGCCCUCACAAGGAAGAGGAAGCGUCGUGAAUAGGGGGAGAUCAAGAAAAUCGAUCUGUCAUUCCUUUUCACAGCCAGGUCCACCGUAGUCACAGAGGCAUAUUUGGUUUUAAUACCCCGCUGUACGGUAACCAUUCUUGUAGCACGCUGGUGCAACCGUUUGCAGUGCUGCCACAAAGUUUUGGUGACCACGGUUGGAUCUUGCCUCCAGUUCUGUCUGUGUGGGGUUUGCACAUUCCCUCUGGGUGCUCUGCUCUCCUCCCAUAUCCCAAGAUGUUGAUAGGUCACUUAACUACUGUAAAUUACAUCUAGUGUAUGUAUGCGGGUGGUAGGAGAAUUCGGAAGUAAAUGGUCAUUUGAGAGAGAGAGAAUGGAACUGGGAUUGAUGUAGUUGCUCUGAGAGCUAUCACAGAUCCAAUGGGCCAAAUGGCCUAAAUUGUAAGAAAAGAUGACCAAAUAUACCUACAGAAGCCAAGAGAAUUCAGUUCCUCGGGCAGGACUGACACAAACAUUGGUCUGUCCUGUAGACUGAUCUCCCUUUCAGUCCUGCCUUGUCACACUCAUCCCCAACACCCAAUCGGAGCAAACGCAUCCUGUAUAAACUUGAACAAGAAAUUGAAUCGUAGUGUAUUGCACAUUUGCACGAUGUGAUUAUAGUAACUGAAGAUCUUACAGUAUUGUUAAAGGGCAAAAUCCCACUGCAUCAAAGUUCAAAGUAAGUUUAUUAUCAAAGUACGUAUUUGUCACCAUAUACUACUUUAAGAUUCAUUUCUUGCAGGCAUUUACUGGAAAAUAAGGAAAUACCAUAGAAUUUAUGAAAAACUAUAAAUAACAAAAACUGACAAAAAUGUGCAAAAGAAGACAAAUUGUGCAAAUAAUGAAAAAGUAAAUAAAUAUUAUUGAAUUGCAGAGUUCUUGAAAAUGAGUCUUU
This is a messenger RNA of Mobula hypostoma (lesser devil ray), 3864 nucleotides long. RefSeq names its product protein phosphatase 1 regulatory inhibitor subunit 16B-like. The record is from RefSeq and is a predicted model, not a curated record. Gene Ontology annotation, cellular component: cytoplasm. Gene Ontology annotation, biological process: establishment of endothelial barrier; regulation of sprouting angiogenesis. NCBI's taxonomy places the organism in Eukaryota, Metazoa, Chordata, Chondrichthyes, Myliobatiformes, Myliobatidae. Gene Ontology annotation, molecular function: myosin phosphatase regulator activity; enzyme inhibitor activity; protein binding. The coding region runs from base 513 to 2210 and encodes 565 amino acids. The transcript has 11 exons.